CAAAACUGAUCUGAGUCUCUGUGUCAUCUGUCUGUGUGAGAGUGAACAACCAUCCAAAUGGCUCAUCAGGGAGUUCUGCUAGAUCAGGACCAGUUAUGUUGUUCUGUCUGUCUGGAUCUACUGAAGGAGCCGGUGGUUAUUCCCUGUGGACACAGUUACUGUAGGAGCUGUAUUGAGGGCUGCUGGGAUCAGGAUGUUCUGAAAGUGGUCUAUAGCUGUCCACAGUGCAGAGAGACCUUCACCCCAAGGCCUAAUCUGAGGAAAAAUAACAUGUUGGCUGAGAUGGUGGAGAAACUGAAGAAGACAGGACUCCAGGCUGCUCCCCCUCCUGCUCUGUGCUAUGCUGGACCUGGAGAUGUGGCGUGUGAUUUCUGCAUUGGGACCAGAAAGCAGAAAGCCCUCAUGUCCUGUCUGGCAUGUCUGGCCUCUUACUGUGAGACUCACCUGCAACCUCACUAUGAAUUUCCAGCUUUGAAGAAGCACAAGCUGGUCAAAGCCACCGCACAACUACAGGAGAAGAUCUGCUCUCAACAUGACAAACUGCUGGAGGUUUACUGUCGUACCGAUAAGCAGUGUAUCUGUUAUCAGUGUGUGAUGGAUGAACAUAAAGGCCAUGAUACAGUGUCAGCUGCAGCAGAGAGGACUGAGAAACAGAGGCAGCUGGGGAUGAGUCAGCAGAAGGUCCAGCAGAGAUUCCAGGAGAGAGAGAAGGAGCUGAAGGCGCUCCAACAGGCUGUGGAGUCUCUCAAGCACUUUGCACAGGCAGCAGUGGAGGACAGUGAUUAUAUAUUUACUGAGCUGAUCUGCUCCAUUGAGAGAAGGCGCUCUGAGGUGAAGAAGCUGAUCAGAGCCCAAGAGAAGGCUCAAGUGAGUCAAGCUGAAGGACUCCUGGAGCAACUGAAGCAGGAGAUCGCUGAGCUGAGGAAGAGAAGCACUGAGCUGGAGCAGCUCUCACACACAGAGGAUCACAUCCAUUUCCUGCAGAGUUUUCAGUCUAUCUCCAGUAUCAGUGUAUCUUCAGACUUACCCAGCAUCGUUGUCCAUCCUCUUCAGUACUUUGGAGAUGUGAGUAAGACUGUGUCUGAACUGAGAGAGAAACUAGACAACUUCCUUAAAGGAGAAUGGACCAAGAUCUCCACUACAGAGAAUAUAGUGGAUGUUGUACUGCCUCCAGAGCCCAAGACCAGAGAACAGUUGUUACAAUAUUCCUGUCAGCUCACACUGGACCCAAACACAGCACACACAACCCUCUCUCUGUCUAAAGGGAACAGAAAGGUGACCUGUACAGGCCAAGUCCAACCAUAUCCUGAUCAUCCAGACAGAUUCACCAACCAUUGUCAGGUUCUGAGUAGAGAGGGUCUGUCUGGACGCUGUUACUGGGAGGUGGAGUGGAGUGGUUAUGUUUAUACAGCAGUCUCAUAUAAAGACAUCAGCAGAACACGGAUAGGUAAUAUAUUUGGAUACAAUAACAAGUCCUGGAGUUUACAGUGCUCUAGUGUUGGUGAUUGUUUCAUACACAAUAAUGUUGUGACUAAAGUAACAGGCCCUCAGUCCUCCAGAGUAGGAGUGUACCUGGAUCACAAGGCAGGUACUCUGUCCUUCUUCAGUGUCUCUGACACAAUGACCCUACUCCACAGAGUCCGGACCACAUUCACUCAGCCCCUCUAUCCUGGAAUUUGGCUCUAUACUUAUAAUGAUACUGCUGAGCUGGUUAAACUGUAGUAGGGUCCACGUAGGUACUAGUCAUGCUGGUGUAGUCUAUAGCUGAGCUGGUUAAACUGUAGUUGGGUCCACAUAGAUACUAGUCAUGCUGGUGGUGAUGGCCCCCAGAUAUAAUGGUCUGUUUAUCUGUACAAUAAUUUGUCUGACUGUAUAGUUGAAUUAAAAUGUAAUUUACUUAUUUUUUUAUUAAAUACAAUGUUUUAAUUUUGUACAUUUCCAUGAAUCAUGAUGUAUGGUGUUGAUGUAUAUUGUUUGUCAUUCAGAACCAUUGAUAUGUUUUCUCAAUUGGUUCUCUGUCUCUUUGUAAUUCUCCUCAGUAGCAUUGAACAGGUACUAUCACUUACUAACUAACUAAACUAUAUGGAAUGGACACAGAUUAAUCCUAGUCCUGGACUAAAAAGUAUGUUCAAUGUAGAUGUCCUGGAAACUGGCCCUAAAUUUGUCAUCUUUCAUCCUCCCAUACUGCUUAGUCAAGCAAUAUUAAACCUGUCCAGCAGGUGGUGGUAUUGACCAAACAAUAAAACCAGCAGCUAUCUUGACUUGCCUCUCAGUGUAUCAGUAAUGUUCAGAAUAGUACUUUAAUAUCAUUGGAGAUUGAUGGUCUUUUUAAUCCACUAUCCAGAGUCAGGAACAGAUGAAGUUGGGUCUGCUACUGUUCAGUGAUUAAAUAUGACUUAUGGUGAUGGGAAAUAAAAAAUACAACACUAAA
This is a messenger RNA of Oncorhynchus mykiss (rainbow trout), 2431 nucleotides long. RefSeq names its product E3 ubiquitin-protein ligase TRIM16. The record is from RefSeq and is a predicted model, not a curated record. NCBI's taxonomy places the organism in Eukaryota, Metazoa, Chordata, Actinopteri, Salmoniformes, Salmonidae. Gene Ontology annotation, molecular function: protein binding; zinc ion binding.